Molecule: messenger RNA, 357 nt
Organism: Ananas comosus (pineapple)
Lineage: Eukaryota; Viridiplantae; Streptophyta; Magnoliopsida; Poales; Bromeliaceae
Exons: 2
Coding region: 1-357 (118 amino acids)
Source: RefSeq, a predicted model, not a curated record
AUGGAGCACGCACUCGGAAACUACGUUGGGGGUAGUUUUAUUCGUGUUGCGUGGAUUAGAAUCGUUCAGGGUUUCAACUCACAAACAGGUCAAAACUUGACAAAACAACAUGUCAGUAACCGGCUCAAGGUGUUGAAGAGGUUUUACAUGUUAUACGACAAACUGGCUAACCUUAGCGGUUGGGGUUGGGACCCUGUGAACAAUAUACCCACGGCUGGUGACCCUACUGAUUUGGAUGCAGUAAUUGCGGCGAAUCCUGCAUACGCGAAGUGCGGGGAUAAACCAUUUCCUGCUUAUAACAACAUUGCCUUCUUGUGUGGAUCAACUGUGGCGACCGGCCGCUAUGGGAUGUCAUAG